This is a messenger RNA of Hyla sarda, 1520 nucleotides long. RefSeq names its product G protein-coupled receptor 174 (gene GPR174). The transcript has 3 exons. NCBI's taxonomy places the organism in Eukaryota, Metazoa, Chordata, Amphibia, Anura, Hylidae. Gene Ontology annotation, molecular function: G protein-coupled receptor activity. Gene Ontology annotation, biological process: phospholipase C-activating G protein-coupled receptor signaling pathway; positive regulation of Rho protein signal transduction. Gene Ontology annotation, cellular component: membrane. The record is from RefSeq and is a predicted model, not a curated record. Bases 418 to 1416 code for a protein of 332 amino acids.
CCCACCGCCAUGCUUUACGCUGCAGAAAUUGCUUAGAAGUAGAAGAGGAAGUGCUGCCUGUGGCCGGAGAGGAGACAGGGCCCAGCUGUCAGCGCUGGCGCCGAUUAACCCUUUCUACCGGCAAAAUUGGAAAACCUCGUAUCUGAGGAUCCAUGUUUGCAGUCACGAUGAGAAGGUUAUAAAUUGCGCUUUUACCUGGCAAUAAAUGGAACUAAAAAAACAAAUGGCCACAAGGGCGGAUCCCACAUAACUGGAAACGCUAUGAAUUGGUGACGCAAAGUGGCUGGAACGUAGCGAACCUGCGACCCUCAUCGUAAAUCCUCCACCAUGAACACUGGAGAAUUGGAGAGUUCCAGCUGAGACGCCCCCGAGGUCCAUGAGCUGGAGUUAACCCCCUGCUCACCGGUGCAGGGGAAGAUGCAGAAUGACUCCAAUGUUACAGACGGCUGUGAAGUGGACGGGCGCUUCCUGGAUUACCUGUACGCCACCACCUACGCCGUCAUCCUCAUUCCGGGAUUGAUCGGGAACGUCCUGGCGCUGUGGGUGUUCUACGUGUACAUGAAAGAGACCAAGCGCGCCGUGAUCUUCAUGAUUAACCUCGCCAUCGCAGACUUGCUGCAGGUGCUGUCGCUGCCCCUGCGGAUAUUUUAUUACCUGCACAAGUCGUGGCCGUUCGGCCGCUUCCUCUGUAUGUUCUGCUUCUACCUGAAAUACGUAAACAUGUACGCCAGCAUCUUCUUCCUGGUCUGCAUCAGCGUCCGCCGCUUUAUGUACCUCAUCUACCCGUUCAGGUUCACCGACAGGAAGCGGAUGUUUGACAUCUACGUCAGCGUGGCCGUCUGGAUUGUGGUCUGCGUCGGCUGCCUCCCGUUUCCUCUUCUAAGGCUGGAGAACGGGACCAACAGCGGCAACGAUGGGAUAUGCUUUGUGGAUCUCCCCUUGAAGGACAUUGGCGUCACAGGUUCCAUCAUGGCGGUGACGGUGGCCGAGCUCUUCGGCUUUGUCAGUCCGCUGGUCAUUGUGCUGUUCUGCACCUGGAGGACGGUGACCUCGCUGCGGGAGCCGCACGCCGCCUCUCACGACCUCGGGGAGAAGAAGAAGGCGCUGAAGAUGAUCCUGACCUGCGCCGCCGUCUUCCUUAUCUGCUUUGCUCCGUAUCACUUGAGCUUCCCGUUAGAUUUCCUGGCCAAGGCCAAUAGGAUCUCUUCGUGCUCGCAGCGGAGGGCCAUCCUCACCCUGCACCCUGUCGCGCUGUGCCUGGCCAGUAUGAACUGUUGCCUGGAUCCCGUCAUCUACUACUUCACCACCGAUGAGUUCAAGAGGAGACUGUCCCGGCAGGACUUGGUGGACGGCACCGAGCUGCAGAUUUUGUACAAUAAAAACUUUAUGGAUCAAAGCAUCUGCAGGUCAAGCUGACAUCGCAAGGUCACAUGAUGUACAAAGUCGCCAGAAGUGGCGCCAGGAUAUGUGUCCCACCCUGUACAUAUUAUUUUAUGGACACAUCAGCAUGAGGCCGCCGC